GUACGGUAGCUUUCAUCAUAUUACAGCUGAAUUAUCAUUAGUUGCAGUUGAAUUCGCUAGCUGUUUGCUCUUCAUUUCAUAAGACUAGAACAAUUACAUUAAUGUUCAGUCCAGCUGGCCGCUGAGAUUACAUGAGAAAUAAGACCGUUUCAAUCGCUCAAGUAAUAGUAACAUAAAUGGCUACGCUGUAAAGUUGUAAUCGAAAUCCACAAUGUCUACAUUACUAAAGGGUUAAUUAAUGGCGUUGUUUUGAUCGCAACGGGUGCACAAAGAAUACAUGGAAACCAAGGACUGGAUUUCUGCACGAGUAUAUUGGCGUCACAUUUUCAGGGGGAAUUAGUUCAUUCUAAACUUCUGGCCGGGUACUGGUUUUGAUUUUAACUAUGGUGUGUACAUACAUGUCAAUUUGAUCUUAACUGUGAUCACAAUUUAUCUUUUGUAUUUUAUUUUUUAACUUGGCCUAUUUUACACUGCAUGUUUGGUUUAUGGUCUUGUCUUUACUCAAGACAUUCAUAAGGCCUGACUUUUCUCUCCAGAACCCAAGGCAUUAUGCAUUAUUCCAAGGGUUCUCAGAUAUAAGCACUGCAUACCGGUGGGAACAUGUGAACUGAAAUCCCAGCGCUCUGUUUUAAUGUUUAGAACCAUCAAUCAUUGCUUGCAUUACGGUUUAUGAAACAUAUGGAAUUUCUUUCAUACUGUAUAAGCGAGAAAUAAUAUUUAAAAAUAUAUUCACUUAAUGUAGCAGAUUUGCACAGAUCCAUAACGCUGUGUGUGCAUCCACCCGACAAACUACACUUCCGCUACACCUUCUCCCCAGUUACGCUUAGCACAGAUGGUCGCCUCUGUCUUCCGUAAACAGGCAUUAACAAAGGUGUUCGCUGGGCUUCUUACACAACGAUCCCGACAAACCAUUUCUGUAUGAACCUCGCUUUGUGCAGUGGGGCAUUGUCAUGCUGAAACAGGAAAAGGCCUUCCCUAAACUAUUGCCACAAAGUUGGAAGCACAGAAUUGUCUAGAAUGUCAUUGUAUACUGUAGCGUUAAGAUUUCACAACUGGAACAAAAGGGCCUAGCCUGAACCAUGAAAAACAGCACCAGACCAUUAUUCCUCCUCCACCAAACUUUACAGUUGGCACUAUGCAUUGGAGCAGGUAGUGUUCUCUUGGCAUUCACCAAACCCAGAUUCGUCUGUCGGACUGCCAGAUGGUGAAGCGUGACUCAUUACCCCAGAGAAAGUGUUUCCACUGCUCCAGAAUCCAAUGGCGGCAAGUUGUACACAAUGUUUGUCUAUGGAGAUUGCAUGGGUGUGUGCUCAAUUUUAUACACCUGUCAGCAAUGGGUACUUACUUCAUGGGGCGGCAGGGUAGCCUGGUGGUUAGAGCGUUGGGCUAGUAACUGGAAGGUUGCAAGUUCAAACCCCCGAGCUGACAAGGUACAAAUCUGUCGUUCUGCCCCUGAACAGGCAGUUAACCCACUGUUCCUCGGCCGUCAUUGAAAAUAAGAAUUUGUUCUUAACUGACUUGCCUAGUUAAAUAAAGGUAAAUAAAUAAAUAAUGAAUAUCUAGCAGAUUGUAACAAGUAAUGUGAUCUAUUAGUCAUUGCAGGAUAGCUACUGUUUGGCGUAUCACAGAGAAUUUUCGAUCAACUUUAACUUAGCGACACUAUCUUCGUCCUCGAUUCGGUCAAACAUAUCUUCUAAUAGGUCUGUUCAGUUGCAGGUGUUUCGUUCGAAUUUAGAAAAUGCUAGUAAGGAUAGGCCCUCUUUUUUCAGGUACAGUAGCAAAAUGGAUAAUUGUUAAUACAUUUUUCCAUUAAAUACCUUUUCCAAACGAGCUUUGUCGUAGGUUAAGCAUUCACAUAGGUUAAGCAUUCACAGUCCCAUUGGCAGAGCGGACAGUGACUGAUGUAAAUUGCAUCAUAGGCAGUUAUUGUUUUGCAGCCCAAUGGCAAAACCAGGAAGUCGUAGUAGAUUUAUUUUAACGCCAGAAGAUGUACAUCUAUGAAACGUUCCAUUCAGAGCUGAACUAGUGUCUCCCAUUCCUGCUGCGGAGUAGACCUGGUGGGCUGCCAAUACAUUCCGCGAGUCUGUUUCUAUAGCCUACCCACAUUUUGCUUAUCCUGUAAUUUCCUUUCAAUAGGAGUUACUGAAGGAAGUGUCUCUUUUUCCUCCUGCUUUUUAAAUUUCUUAAACGGAAUCAACGGAGGAGGCUUAGACUACUGGUCUCACAAAGUUUUCAGAAUUGCUUGUCUACUUUGAGACAUUUGAUCUUAUGUUAUUUGGGAAUUUGACUUAUUGCCUAUUUUAGAAUGCAGGAAGCUGGAGAGUACACUAUGAAAAUGCAUCCGAUGUGGCAGGGACCACUUGUUGCUCCUGGGGGCAACAGACAAUCUCCGAUCGAUAUUCGGGUGCGCAAGAGUGUCUUUGAUCCGCAUCUCAAGCCGCUGACCCCGGACUACGACCCCAGGACAUGUUCACAGAUAUGGAACAACGGGUACUCAUUCCUGGUUGAGUACGAUGACACCACCGACAAAUCCACACUUAAAGGGGGUCCUCUGGAGGACAACUUCCGGCUGUGUCAGUUCCACUUCCAUUGGGGGGAGAGCAACGCAUGGGGCUCUGAGCACACAGUGGACCGCCGCCUCUUCCCUGCUGAGCUCCACAUGGUCCACUGGAACUCUGAUAAGUACAGCCGGUUUGAGGAGGCGGUGAUGGAGGAGAAUGGACUGGCUGUUAUCGGGGUUUUCCUCAAGAUAGGGAAGAGACACGAGGGACUGCAGAAACUAGUAGAUGUCCUACCUGCUGUCAGACAUAAGGACAGUGUUGUUGAGUUCACUAGGUUCGACCCAGCCUGCCUACUGCCCACUAACAUUGAUGAUUACUGGACGUAUGCAGGGUCACUGACCACGCCUCCUCUGACUGAAGCAGUGACCUGGAUUAUCAUGAAGCAGCACAUCGAAGUCAGCCAUGACCAGCUGGCUGUGUUUCGGAGCCUUCUCUUCACCUCCGCAGAGGAGGAGGUGCAGAAGAGCAUGGUCAACAACUUCCGUGUGCAGCAGUCGCUGCAGGGCCGCACUGUGCGUUCUUCGUUUACCCCCUUCCUGAAAGAGGAGCAACCGGCAAAGGGUCCACACACAGGCCACUGACCUUUACUCAGAGACUCACUUGGACCCUUCAAACCAAAAUAAUGCAAUACCCUGGGAAGCACAUUUUUGGCUAACAAAGUCUUACGUUUGACUCUACAGAAGUCAUACUGCUGGCAUCUUUCCAAACGCUUAUGCAUUCAGAAAGCCCUCUGAUUUCACUUAAGUGCCAGGGAUUUUAUAAUUCCAAUGUCACCAUCUAAAAGCUGUUUUGUUGACCAUCCUUGGCACUAGACAGCUGUCUCACUGCCUGCUGUCCUAUCAAUAAGUGAAAGGCAUCAUCAACACAGGGCAGGUGUAUUGCUGUAGUCUAUGCUAACAGAUUUUUUAAACCCCUGUCUCUUAGGUGAAUAUUUUUUUUCUAGAUGCUCUGAAUGUUUAAGUUGUAAACCUUUUUUAUUCAGUCCUUAACAGUCCCACUUGAAAUGCUUAUAGAAACCAAUGAGGGAUUAUGCUGAAAUACAGGUAACUGUCAAAAUAAAGGAAAACACCAACAUGUAUUGUCUUUAAGAGGGUGUUGGGGCACCACAGCUUUAAUGUACAAGUGUCUGGAAGUCUUGGAGGGAUGCGACACCAUUCUUCCAUGAGAAAUUCCAGAAUUUUUUGUUUUCCUCCAGGAUCUCCCAUAAGUGUUUUAAUUGAGUUGAGAUCUGGUUACUGAGAUGGCUAUGGCAUAUUUUUAUGCUCAAAACAUUCAGUGACCACUCGUGCCCUGUGGAUGGGGUUAUUGUCAUCCUAUGGGGGCGUAGCCAAAAUAAUACAUCACCCUAAGUAAGCAUGAUGGGCUGUUACCUGCUUAAUUAACUCAGGAAGUGCACCUGUGGAAGCAUCUGCUUUCAAUAUACUUUGUUUCCCUCAUUUACUCAAGUGUUUCCAUUAUUUUGUCAGUUUCCUGCAUUUUUAUACUAUCACCGAUUUUAAUAAUCUCAAGCAUAAGAAUAUCACCCUCGUGUAUGAGCAGUACUCUUGCAGUAAUUGUUCUCCUUCCUUGACAAAGUAUUUGAGGUGAAGGGGCUCCAUAUAUGGAUGUGGGGUUUAGUUUGAAGGUUUACGCUCUGAACUUGUUUACUGCACACAGCCGAAGAGAUUUGGUUCAUUGUAUUUGGGCCUAGCUAAGGCUCCAAACUGCACAAAUGAGUGUUGCUCAUUGCUUUGAAAGAUGUUUUAGAUGAAUUUGUGAUUGAUUUUAUUACAUAGUCUAUUGAGUGGACUAGAAUGUACAUCUCACUAUCUGUAACUUAGAGGUAAAAAUCAUAUGUAUAGGAUCCACAUCUUUUAUAAGGCCUUAUAAGCACAGGGACACAGGCAUUUGUUACAACUAAUAUGCUGAACUAUUUUGUUGAUAUAGCAAACAUCUGUAUUUUAGCAUGGGUGUCUAAGCAUAUUUCCUCUUGUAAUCAAAUUGUUCUGUUCUACUAAACUGGGAUCUACCAUAGUGCCUUCUAUUUUAUGCAUCAUACUGACACAUGGCGGUCACCUCUGUUCUCAGAUCAAUUUCUCAUGGCAAUGUGUCUAUUCUGUAGGGGCUUGCUGGUCUAACGCAUAUCGAUAAUAUUCUGCCCCUACCAAGCUUAACAGUCGGUCAAUUUUUAUGUUUGCCAGUUUCUGGUUUAGGCGCUGGGAGAGUUAAGAGAGGGUAUCACAUCAUGCAUCAUUAACCUGUUUAUCUUGUUGGUUCUUUAUUUAUUUAUUGGUGGAGGUCGGUAGGUUUUUACUUGCCUUUUUAGAAGCACACAGACAGGAAUCAUUCUCCUGAUAAUUUGUAUUUCAUUUCUUGAGACUUAAGCUUUUUCUGUACUUUAUCUCUCUCUCUAUAUAUAACAUUUGAAAUUUUAAAGUUCCCAGCAGAACUGGACAGGGGUUACAGUGGAACCAACUACAUGCAUCAACUUUAAAACAUAACUACACCUAAUGUUAUGCUUUAAUCGCGUUCCAAAAGGUUAACUGUAAUAUAAGCACUGCUAUUCCCCAUGUUGAUACAAAACCAUGAAACCUGAUACAGCAAUUGUAAUACCUUGCUGCCUAUUUUCCAUUAGCCUACUUCUAGUUGCAGUAUUCUGGGUGUGCCUUCCAGUGCUUCACUAUUUUAAUCAAAGAAAGGGAGUGAUUGAAUAAAGAGAGGGGGGGGGGUCUUAUGUUUGCAGUGUACAGAGAAUGUGAAGUAGGUGCUUAAAAGAUUGGAGGAGAAAGGGAUUGAUUGGUUUGUUCUAUAAACAGGGAAUGAAAAGGGAGCAGACAUUGAGGCGACAUUGGUAUUGUUUGUUCUAUAAAGCAUUACGUGAGUGAA
Oncorhynchus masou masou (cherry salmon) is the source of this 5426-nucleotide messenger RNA. RefSeq names its product carbonic anhydrase 5B, mitochondrial-like. Gene Ontology annotation, cellular component: mitochondrion. Gene Ontology annotation, molecular function: zinc ion binding; carbonate dehydratase activity. The record is from RefSeq and is a predicted model, not a curated record. Lineage: Eukaryota; Metazoa; Chordata; Actinopteri; Salmoniformes; Salmonidae. The transcript has 7 exons. Bases 2306 to 3142 code for a protein of 278 amino acids.